UGUAUGUAUUAUCACCAUCCAACUCCUAGGAUAUCAUGAUUCCCUAUUCGAUCCCAUACCAGCACCACCCAAGUUGACAAGGCAAGAUACCGCCUCUGUCAAAAGCUCAUGGCCAACAACCGCGUCCCCAUCAAUUACCAAACGCCUCCGUUCCCAUCGCUCUACGAUCCCUUCCCCCGGCGCAAUGGCGUCGCUUAUUAUCUCUACUACACGCGCGACAUCUGGCGCUUCACACUCUACUGGACCUUGAUUUUCUACGCAGCCAGCCACCUAUUGGUCGCCGCCUGUGCGCUAUUGACGCAAGGCCGGAAUUGGCGGAUCUGCCUGGCUGUUCCGAUCAUCUAUGUUGCCAUCGCAGGCUUAGAGGCGCUGAUGGCCGGGAGCAUAAUCGGCCUUGUUAUAGGAAGUGUCUACGAAGCUGGCAACUUUCGAAUGUCGACCUGGAUACCCAUCAUCUGGGGUGGAAUUAAUGUUUUAGUCUUAAUCCUGUCUAGCUUCCCUAUGCAAGGGGGUCUAUGAACACUGUGCAACAAUCGGCAGACGAUCACAACCUUAUCGCAACCCGUCCGUUCUUCAUGGAAUAAACCAAGCACAGCUGGUGUCUGUACUAUUGUAUAGACCUAAUAACCUUAUAAUAUCCGAGUUAUAAUACAUCCA
This is a messenger RNA of Aspergillus steynii IBT 23096, 657 nucleotides long. RefSeq lists its product as uncharacterized. The coding region runs from base 109 to 519 and encodes 136 amino acids. NCBI's taxonomy places the organism in Eukaryota, Fungi, Ascomycota, Eurotiomycetes, Eurotiales, Aspergillaceae. The record is from RefSeq and is a predicted model, not a curated record. The transcript is spliced from 2 exons.